Messenger RNA from Epinephelus moara (kelp grouper), 3705 nucleotides. RefSeq names its product nuclear receptor-interacting protein 3-like. Gene Ontology annotation, molecular function: aspartic-type endopeptidase activity. The record is from RefSeq and is a predicted model, not a curated record. Lineage: Eukaryota; Metazoa; Chordata; Actinopteri; Perciformes; Serranidae. Gene Ontology annotation, biological process: proteolysis. The transcript has 8 exons. The coding region runs from base 2291 to 3049 and encodes 252 amino acids.
CACACGGAGGACACACAGGACUUAUACUGGUGUCCACUGGUCAGGACAACACACGGAGGACACACAGGACUUACACUGGUGUCCACUGGUCAGGACAACACACAGAGGACACAGACACACACGCGCCAUCAGAAUUGGCCAACAUGCUUUUUUCUUAAUGUACACAAUGAAUGAAUAUGACUAUUUUUAUUAAUUACUAUUAAUUAAUAUUAUGUCGGUAAUCAGUCAAAUAAAUUGUUAUAUAUUGGCUCAUCACAUAUCAGCAUAUCAUAUAUUUACGGUGUUUAUCUGACAAGUCAUGAACAUAUUGUCACAAUAAUUUAGGUGAACUAGAACUAUUCACAUUCAUGAAAAGUUCAACGACAAAAAUCUGACAAUAUGAAGUAACUUUUCACACACACUCACAGAUAAACAUCUACAGACUCAAACUGUUGAAUCUUCACUAAUAAGCUGUUUAAAUGUUGCAUAUACUUUUCUUUUUAUGCUUCAUGCUGCUGCAACUUUUAAAAGGUUGCAUCUUACUUGAUUUUCUGAUUUAUAGUUUAUAAUUCUGUGAUUUUUUAAAGUCUCUUUUAUGUUCAUUAUGUCUGUUUUCACGUGAAGCACUCAGUGCUUAUACUGCCGUCAUUGCAAAGCACUUUGUGCUGCAUUUCUUGUAUGAAAGGGGCUGUAUACAUGUUGGUGGACUAACCAAUAAAAUGUUCCCUAAUUUUUACAUGUUGUGUGUUUAAUUAUUGUUUGAUAGCUGAUGUAACAUCUGGCUGAGAGACAGUUUAAAAUGACACUAACACUGAUACAUUUACAGUGAUGUUGAUUAAUGAGUGAUGCUCCUGAAAAUAAAUAAAUAAACAUACACAUUACACCUCAGAGUUUUGGGGCCCUGGAGCUCUACUGACUCCAAAGCAGGUCCUUGUUUACCUCUUCAUAUGACACUUAUAAGCUGUGAAGCUUCAUCAAGAGUGUUCAGCUCGUGACAAAGCUCCAGGAGGACCAAACGUUAAUGAAGCUGAGCAGUCUGAGGGAUUUUCUGUUCAGAGACUCAGGUGAUAUUUUCCAACACACCUGCACCUGAGACAGGUGGACGUGCAAAUAUCUUUCUUCAAACAAAUAUUGUAGAUAAGCAAAUGUAGACAGUAAGAUAAGAUAAGAUAAGAUAAGAUAAGAUAAGAUACACCUUUAUUGAUCUCACAGUUGAGAAAUUCCAGUACAUUCCAGAUAACUGCCAACUUGUGAAUCUAGGUAAUAUUAAUAACAGGUGCAGUGCCUCGUACAACCCCACCUUUAAAAUCAAAACUAUCCCUUUAUUCUGUAGAUUAACUCAACCUGUCAGAGAAAUGUGGAGGAGUAGAAAUCACUGUAUUAAACUAUGAGAUGCAGUGAAAUAAUAUAAGUGUUAAGUGGCAUGAUUAUAGAAAAUACUCAGGUAACACACAGGUACCUUAACUGUGUACUUAGUUACAGUACCAGAGUAAAAGUACUCAGUUACAUUCCACCUGUUUAUUUCUUCUGUCAGCUGCUGUUCUUUGGCGCUUGUUAUUUUGAAUGUAGCAUCUGGAGGCUAGCUAACGUUAGCUGCGCUGUUAGCACAACAAUGACUCGCCACAUUAGUCCCUGUGUAAUGAAACGUUGUGUCUCAGUGUGAUGAGGCGGCUCUGCUGCUGUGAAGGCUAACGGUGCUGUUAGCUCUCUGACAGCAGCUUUCAAACCGGGUGUCAUAGCGGACUGAAGGCUAGUUAGCCUCCAUGCUAACAGCACUGCUAACUACGCAGACCGGAGCUGUCACGUCUUUUUUACCGGUUUAUUAUCAAACUGUAUUUCAGCAGGUUGUCUCGUUGGUGAUGAAACGGUGAUAAUAAGUUAAUGAAUGAAGUGUGAGCUCAGUGUGUGACAGCUGCAGGGUUAGCUAACUGUCUCCAUGAAGCUCCAACAGAGCUGCUAAAAGAAGCGCCGCAGUUCGGACACAACAACGAGCUAAUUAAUGAUAACAUAUCGUUCUGACUCGGUGGAUGUCUCAUUUAUUUCAUCUUUCACCGUGUUUCCGUCCCUGUUCUGGGUCCGAGCCGCAGCCUGUCGCUCCCUCGCUCCGGGAGGACAUGGCUGUGGGAAUAAUGCAUACUGGGUUUAGACCGGAAGUUGUACAGUCACCUGUGUGACUUGACUACCUGCACUGAUCCUGACGGGGGCGUCUCCUCUUCUUCACUAACUCAUCAUCAUCAUCAUCAUCAUCAUCAUCGGGGACUCCUCGGUACAGACUCGGCCGUGUCUCCAGGAUCAGGUCUGACUCACCGACAUGCUGACCGGGCUGCGGACCGAGCCCCGGGGGGAGAACCGGACGGAGCCCCGGGGGGAGCCGGUGGUCCUGGACCCUGCAGCUCUGAGGCAGCAGAGGAGACUCAAACAGGCGAUCCAGUUCCUCCAUAAAGACUCAGCUGACCUGCUUCCUCUGGACGGACUCAAGAAGCUCGGCACGUCCAAACAGGGGCAGCCUCAUCACAUCCUGCAGAAGCGCCUGCUGGAGGCCAAACUGACCCGAGGACGGAUGAACCUGUGCGGAGUCACACCGAACAGCGGAGCACUGCUCCUGACAUGUUCCCAGUUUAAUUCACAUCAGGAUGAGGAGGAAGAGGAGGAGGAAGAUUUCAUCUAUGUGCCCUGCAAGUGUUUGGGACAGAAGGUGAAGCUGCUGAUUGACACGGGCUGCAGACUGAACCUGAUGUCGUCAGAGACUGUGCAGAGAUUAGGUUUGAAGGAUCUGGUGGAGGAGAACAAAGAGGAAACAGAUGGUUUCCCAUUUCAGAGGAAACUUUGUAUGGACGGACACAUCAGGGAGCUCAGUCUGACUCUGGGCCAGCUCAGAAUAACGAGCUCCUUCGCUGUAGUCGAAAGUAACAAACCUCUGAUGUCUCUGGGAAACAAGACAUUAAAGUCACUGAAGAGUGUGAUCGACACGGAGAGGCAGAUGUUGGUGUUUGGGACGACGGUCAGAGAACAACUACAGUUUGUCAAAAAGACAUUUAAUGAGAGCUCCUCUGACUUUAGGUACCUGUGAGCUCUCUGCGUCCCAACAACAACAACAACAACAACAACAACAACAACAACAACAACAACAACAACAACAACAGCAACAACACAGUGACCAAAAGCAGCACAGUUACUUAUCCUAACAGCUGGACGCCUCUCUGAGGAACUUCAGAUUCACCUGAUGAAUUCUCACUCUGCCUGUUUGUUUGUUUGUUUGUUUGUCUGUUUGUUUGCAGCAGUAAUGACUCAGACUCUGACCUCACAUACACAGCAGCAGCAGCAGCUGCUCUCACAGACACUUGUUCAUGUAGCAGUAACAUGUAGCCUCAUGUUGUAGCUCACUGCAGUCGGACGUGUCGUUCAGCUGGAACAUUACUGAUCAGAGGUGAUUUAUAGCUCUGUGUUUCUGAUUAAUAAAUAUUAUUCUGUCAGACACACAGUGGUGUUUAUGUGUCACUGGAGAGCGAAGGUUUGUACUUGCUGUGAGCUGUAGCUGAUACAUGUAGCACAACCUCCUGCAGACUGUUUCUCUGCUGUAUUUUAUAAUGUUGUCAAAGUGUUUUUUAGUCUAAAACGUGUCUUUGCAUCGAGGUCACUGCCUUCAACCUUCACAGAGAUGAUAACAGCACCUGUGAUGUGUUUUAUCCUGCGACUGUAACAAAGUGCAGCACUGAGUAUCAAAUA